AUGGAGUACCACUCCGGUGGCAGCCUGCCCCUGCUGGGGAGGCCGCGGUACUGCCCCGGCGCCAACGCUAACGGAGGCUACCUGUGUGAGACGGGACACUGCUGCGGAGAGACCGGCUGCUGCACCUACUACUAUGAACUCUGGUGGUUCUGGUUGCUGUGGACCGUGCUGAUCCUGUUCAGCUGCUGCUGUGCGUACCGACACCGCCGGGCCAAGCUGAGAGUCCAGCAGCAGCAGAGACAGAGAGAGAUCAGCCUGCUGGCCUACCACGGAGCCAACUCAUACCCCUCGUCCAUGCUGGACCUCAGUUUCCUGGCGUCUCUGAAGCUGCCGUCCUAUGAGGAGGUGGCAGCUCAACCCUCCACCCCUCCUCCUCCCUACAGCUCUGUGUUCACCUCCCCACGUUACCCACAGCCCCCCCGCGCCGCUGACCCCCACCUGCUCACGCAGCACGACCCGCUGCUGCACCGGCCAAUCAGCACGGGCCCCUCAUCGCUCAGCUCCGACAACAGCUCCAGUUGUUCCUGUGACUCCUGCUGCCCCUCCUCUCCGUGUAGCUCCUCCCUUUCGGCACCCGUCACGUAUGAGACCGACACGAGCCACGCCACCACGCCUGGCGAGGCCACGCCCCUCACUUUCGAUGUCACUUUGGAAACCAUCUCCGCCGCUGCAACGUGUUUGGAGGUAAAUGAAACACGAUGUGUUUCUGAGAGGAUGGUUGGCGCAGUGACAGUUGACAUCGUUGAUGAAGAUGCUAAUGGAGCACAGGAACCCGAUUCCACUGAUUCAUCGGUUCCCAACCAGGCUGUUACCAUGGCGGUUGUUACCAGGGCGGCCUCGCCUCAGCCUCUGCCCUCUCCCGGGACAGAGGUGGCUCCUUCUGUUCUAACUACAUCUCCCAUGAAGCAACAGCUCGACCUAGCACCGUGUACCCCACUUGUCAGCCCAAUUACACUCCCUAAUCCAAGUGUUGUUGACACAACACUUCCCUCCAUCCAGAUAAUAAGCAUUGAGGGUCCAGCUGAGGGCCCCGAAACUACCCCUUCCCCAAAAAUCACCUCAAUGUCAGGCCCUCCUACCCCAACAGCUUGCACUUCUGACAGCCCUACACAAACCCAAACCCUUGAUCUAACAAGAACUUUUGAUACCGCUACCCUUUCUAGUAGCCCAACCUCAAUACUGUCCCCAGAUGAUAGAAGAACUUUGACCCUGAUAACAAGCUCUGCUAGUCUCCCAACCUCAGACCCAAAUCCUAGCCUUGUGCCGAUCCCGGCACCUUCAAACCUUGCCCAAGGUCCUGCCCCAGUACCUUCAAACAUUACCCAGGUUUCUUCCCCAGUACCUUCAAACAUUAUCCAAGGUCCUGCCCCAGUACUUUCCAACAUUACCCAAGAUCCAGAUCCAAUACUUACAAACCUUACCCAAGCUCCUGCUCCAGUACCUUCAAGUCGUAUACAAGUACCAGAACAACUACCUUCAAACAUCACCCAAGUUCCAGACCCAGUUCUUUCAAACAUUUACCAAGUCACCGAGCCAAUUCUAACCCCCCUUACCCAAACUCUAGACCAAGUACCUACAAACCUUACCCUCGUGCCAAACCUACGCCCUAAAAUAGUCCUAGAUGGUGAAACUAAUACCAUUGUAACACCUGCACAUUCAAACCUUAUCCUUGCUACAGAUGCCCCUACCUUAGCCCAUUGCCUGGUCCCUCCCAGCCCAACAUCAAGCUUGCCCCAACACCCAGGGUCUGUUGCCGUUCUGGUAUCUUGUCUCGAUCCAGCUGCAGUACCAGCUGAUUCAGGUCCUUCUCUGGUCCUGUCUCAAUUGUCAGAGUCAGUUGGCGCUAGAUCAGGUCCACUGUCUACCCCUGCCCCAGUGCUGACUUUCCCAACACAGGCAUCCUCCUCUUCCCCUUCCUCCUGCCCAGCCAUAACCAUAGACUCUGAAUCUUCGUAUACUUCCUCUACGGCCUUUUCCCCAUCCUUGAACCCAUCCUUGACCCCAUCCCUUCCUUCUCCUUCUUCGCUCCCCACCUUCCCAGCCCUGUCUUCUACUACUUCCCUCCCGGCCCCAGCUUUACUCCUUGACCCCCUCAGUGCUCUGCACCAGUCCAACAAAGGUGGAUCCUCCUCUGGCCAUGCCUCCUCCCUCUCCCCCUCGCCUCGUGCCACUCAGUCCCCUCCGAAACAAACUCUCUUUUCCCCCUGCGUGGACAUCUUUGAACCGGGACCUCCGAGCUGGGAGGAAGGAGAGAAGGAACAGGAGAAGGAGGAGGACAAUGAUGAUGAUGAAGAUGAGGACAUGGGAGCAGAUGAGAGCCAGUAUAGACACCGGCGGCUUACCGGUGACUCUGGCAUCGAGGUGUGCAGGUGUCGGGUGACCACAGGGGAAGGACUUAUACUGUGUAACUCCACGCCAACGCCAACGUCCGAGGACAGUUGCAAAAUCGUCAUCGUCAUGGAAACCGUGUGA
Molecule: messenger RNA, 2472 nt
Organism: Perca flavescens (yellow perch)
Lineage: Eukaryota; Metazoa; Chordata; Actinopteri; Perciformes; Percidae
Product: mucin-5AC
Exons: 5
Coding region: 1-2472 (823 amino acids)
Source: RefSeq, a predicted model, not a curated record